CAUCCUAUUGCAGUGCUUGGAAAAUAAUGCUGCUGAUAGGAAGUAUAUUCAAUUGUGCAGUGAAAAUUUGUUAAAAUUCGGUUUAUUUUUAAUGAAAAGGGUUUGAAGAGUUCGAACGCAAUGUAAAACAAUAAAGCGCUUAAAAAUAUAUAAAUAAUUUAGUGAAAUUAGUGGAUUCGGUGAAAAAUUAACCUUUGCACCGUUGCCAGGACGAAAAAUCGAUAGUCGCAGACGGUGAUUUGUGAAAAUUCAUUUUUUAGGGCAUUUAACUGCAUAAUGGUAGGCCUACUGGAUCCUUUGAAAUAUGGAGAACAUUUUUAUGAGUUAUACACUAGUAAUACUCGACGAAAACUUCAAAAUGAUCGUAAAUCAUUGUCUAAACGAAAAAAUAAAGAUAAGAAAGCCGCCGCACUUGCUGCAGCGGCAGCAGUGCUUGAGGGCAACGCAGGUGCCAUUGUAAAUCCAAUGGAUCCACCGAUUAUAAAAGAUCAUUUGGUAUUAUUUCCUACUUUUCCCGUGGCACAUAUAGAACUUGAAGCCAAUGCAUCGAAAUUCGCAAUUUUCGCCGUGAUACGCUCCACUGUCCUGGAAGCAGAGACACGUUAUGCACUAUUUCAAGAUAGCAAGGGUUCUUUGCGUCGCUUACACAAUUUAAGUUCCUCUUGUUGUCUGGUUUGUGCCGGAACCUGUAUGACAACUAAUCUGCUUGACUGCUCUUGUCACAGCAUGUUGUCAACAGCAAUUAAUGGCGCCAAUGUUAGCAAUGGAUUGCUAGUGGAAAAACGUUCUCGACAUGAUUCUGCGAACAGUGAUGCCGAGAGUGAGUCUGAAGAAGUUACUGAGAAAGAGUUUACACUUGUGCGUGUACCAUUGAUUGUGGGUGCAGGAUUGCGCAGUCUUUUCGAGCUAAUCGCUGAAGCGCGUCACAUACAACCCAUGUUAUGUACGAAGGCACUUAGAGCAUUACUAGAUGUCAUACAAGGACAACAGCCGGAAUCAUUUAAAUUGGAACCUGAUGAUUUGAUAAAUCCGCUAUAUGAUUUGUUGCUCGACUUAACCACUAUGCCAGCAGCCCUUGUCGCCAAUGCGACUACUGAAGCCAAUUGGUCGGCAAUGGCUUGCGCAGCUCUGAUUGGACUUUGUAUUGCACGCGGCGAUACCGGAAAAAUACUGAAGGCUAUAGCGGCCAUGUUGAUGUCGCCCAAACAGUUGUCUACACAAAUAAUACAGUUACCUGCCGUACUAUCUUCGCUACAGAGGACUGUUAUGAGUGCCGCGCUGAAUAAACCCACAAGACCAGAUUUUCACACUCAUGGCGUGCCCUUAAACUCGCUUAUCGAUGAGUUCAACUUAAAAACAUCGGCCGCUGCAAGCGGCAACCUUUACACUCAACCUGCAAUGGCAUCAGAUGGCACAUAUCUAUAUCUGCUGCUUGGUAGCUCGUUGCUUAAAAUCGGCACUGGUUUUAGCGGUUCAUUUAAAGGGCACAUUUAUGCACAAAAUGAUGAGUUUACCAAGGAAAGAUCUGGUUGGCUGGGUAAUUUUGGCGGUAACCUCUACUUUCGACGCAAUGUCAAGCGUUCAGCCGACCAUUUGCACCUAGUUAAUAAAGAGACGCUGACCAUAAAGGGUAUAAACUCUGUUAAUCUUGUACCCAUACGAGAGGGAUUCAAUUAUGUACUUUUCACCGAUGAAGAUUCGAUCAAUGCGAUCUGCACUAAUAGAGAUGACACGCUUGUUGUGAAAAAACUCAAUUUCAAUAACUCCAAUACUUAUGGCAGCGAUGCGUCUCCACCCUUCGAGCUGCCUUUGAAGUUGGCUCGUAAGAAGUUUCGUACUCUCGGCUAUGCCGCUUUCGAAGAUGAAGUGCUCAAUCAAAACCAAAUACAAAAAAUACAAUCCUCAUACAAUAUUUUCGAGCCGAAAUUACCCAGUGAUGUUGAGAUACAGGGUAUCGUAUGCGGCAAAGAGUUCGGUUUGGUGCGUGCAUCGAAUGGCAAGGUGUACUAUUAUGGUAAAUCAGCAUCGUUGGGCUUGAAAUCAAUUGGACGCACGCCCACCAUGAAAAUGACUGAGUUGAUUAUUUCGAAAGUUUCGAAUAUUGUGCAUAUCGCCGUUGGACACGAUGGUAUACACGCUUUGUUGGUAAAUGAUGACGGUACUGUUUACUUUACGGGUACUGCACGUCGUGGCGAAGACGGCGACUCUUCAAAGAAUCGUCGACAACCAAAAGCAGUGAAGCCCAAAAAAAUGUCAAAAAUCGAUGGUCAUGUAGUCAUACAUGCGGCCUGCAAUAACGGCACAUCCGCUUUUGUCACGAAGACUGGCAAAUUGAUUAUGUUCGGCAAGGAUACGGCGCAUUGUGAUGCCAGCGGCUGUGUAAGCGAUUUCAUUGAUCAGCACAUAACGAAGGUGGCACUGGGUAAAGCCCAUUGCGUGGCGCUGAAUUCGAAGGGACAGCUCUUCACUUUUGGUCUGAAUAAUAAAGGGCAAUGCGGCCGUGUAUUCAGCAAAUCCAGCAAAGACAAUUGCAUAUCUUUACAAGGUGGCGGCAGUGCUUCAGGGGUGGGAACAACUGGUGACCCUGAUGGGAAAAGUUUGUUGGGUAGCAAGAAGUUAAAGUUCGAUUUUUCGACGCUCUGUGACUACGACGAUCAUCAGUUGGUACAGGGCCAAUGUCGUGUUUGCGUGAUGUGUCGCGAAUGCACCGGCUACAAUGUCUCGUGUGUGUCAACGUUGAACGUGCCCGUGGAGGAGCGUUUACCGGGCGCAAUUUGUCCUUGUGGUCACGGCGAUGCUGGCUGUUCCAAAUGUGGACUCUGCUCCACAUGCAUCUCGCUGCAGGAGGCUGAAAAUGAUGCCAACAAGGAUAAUAAACAGCUACAAAGUGAGUUGAAUCGUCAACGCUCGAAGAGCUUGAUAAUGCGUCGCAAGGAAAAGAAAUCAGGUGCGGAGGAGAAUGUUGGCGCGCAAGCAACAGACGCGGACAAAGAUCCACCACGCGUUGCACCGUUGGCACCACAAAUGCUCAAUUUGCCGAGUAGCUCGCCGGUGGUGCAAGUGUCUUGCGGCCUGCAUCAUACCGUGGUGCUCACGUUGUCCGGUGAGGUGUACACAUUUGGCAGCAAUCAAUAUGGUCAGUUGGGCACUGGCGAUUUGCAGCCGGUUAACGGUCCGGUUAAGGUUAAUGUGCAAGGCGCGAUUAGUCAGGUGAGCGCCGGCAGUAAUCACACUGUGCUGAUGACCUACAAGGGUAUGGUGUACACUUUUGGCAAUUACCAAAAAGGUCAGUUGGGCCGAUUGCCCAAUGAUUUUCCCCGCGAUAAAAGCACAAGCGUGGGUGCUGAGGAUGUGUGCGCAACAACAAACAAAGCGGCGAGUAGUGAGCACAGCGGUGCUAGCACAGUUGCUGGUGGUGGAACAAAGGACGGCGUCAUUGCGAAUUUGCUGACACAGCGCCAGAAAUUCCUGUGGCACUGUGCGCCAGGCGCGGUUUUCGGCUUGGGUCCAAGUUUCGGCAAGAAAGCUACGUGGAUUGGCGCCAGCGGCGAUCAAACAUUUAUCAAAAUCGAUGAGUCGCUCAUCACUACACACAUAUUACCGAAAGUGAAUGUGGUUGCCAAUAAGAAAACAAUUUUGCUCAUUCCAACCAUACCACUUACGUUCCAUACACUCUCGAUUAAUCGCCGUGACGGCAGCUGCACCGCUCACUACCGCAAUCAAAUCAAUUUCGUACAGCUCAUACAAAAUAGCAAUGCCAAGGUAAUGCCGGAGCUAAAUCAAAAUAUCGCCGCAAGCGCCGGUGCUUCAGCAGUGGCCAGCAGCGCACCCGGUGUGCCGGCGUCGCCUCUACAGCCCGCUGUUGCUGGCGCCAUAAACGAGCAGAUGUCGCGUAGCAUGCACGAGGCGCGUAAUCAAAUCUUUGAUUUGCACGACAAUCAGCAGGGCGAACAACAGCAACAGCGUCGCCGUCAACGAGUGCGUGAGCAGGCGAAGAGUCCCGCUGCCGGCGGCGCCUCGGCGAGUGGCAGUGUUGCGUUGGACAGACCGCAGCCGCAAAUUGCAUUCGCUCUGGAUCCUCACUACAACGUUUUGUGGGUGUACGACGGUGGCGCGCGCAAGCUCCAGUGCUAUAAUGUGUUGGCCAGCGAGAUCGCCAAUUGUGGUGCUAAUUCAUCGAAUUUCCGUGCCAUAUUAUCGCCGGAGCUGGCAUUGCCUAAUAAGGCCGAAGCGCGCAUAUCGCGCUCGCAAGCUUCGCUAAAUUUGCUCGCAUGUCUGGACAUACUCACUUCGGCCCAAGAAGCAAUUCCAACUUGUUUCGAGGAGUCUGCACCUAAGCAACAAAAUCAAACCAAAGAAGCUUUGAAUAACGAGUAUCAGAUAGUCAACCGUUUUGAUAAUUUCGGUGGAGGCUGGGGCUACUCCGGGCACAGCGUCGAGGCUAUACGCUUCUCUGCCGAUACUGAUGUCAUGAUUUGUGGCUUUGGCAUGUUUGGCGGCCGCGGCGAGUACACUUGCAAAUUGAAACUUUUCGAUCUGGGCACCGACGGCGGUGGCUACGAGAAGGAGGGCGUACUCAUUAGUGAAACCAAAGAGGUGCCGUUUGAGUGUGCUGCGCGAAGUAAGCAUCACAUUAUGCUGCCCAAAGCGAUCAAUGCUGCGGCCGGACGCUGGUAUUUAAUAUGGGCUCGCAUCGCUGGACCCUCCUCCGAUUGUGGUUCUUGCGGUCAGGCUUCGGUGACCACCGAAGAUCAAGUGGUAUUUACAUUCAAGUCAUCGAAGAAGGCCAACAAUGGCACCGAUGUGAAUUCCGGUCAAAUACCAUCGAUUCUCUAUCGCCUCAUAACGCAAGAAUCGAAACAACCAACAGCACCAGUCGAUGUGGAUCCAGUGCAGAAGAUUACAAAAUCCUUUGCCAACACAGUGAGCAAGGAGUGCUUUGAGAGUUUAGUAGUGUUGCUAAACUGGUCGUGGGAGACAUUCAAAACAAAUUUGCGCGAACAACGCGAAAAGAGCCGCCAACUACAGGUGAAGCAAUCGUUGUCCUAUUUGAUCUAUGUGAACAAGUCCUGUCUGCGCUUGUUGCGAAAAUAUACAAAUGAAAUUUAUCCACAACGCGCCUCAGAAACCUUUGCCAACACACUGACCGCGACGAGCAUUGCUAAUGCCCUCACGAAACUACAGACGCGCACAGGAAAGUCGGCCGAUGGUAAAGAUAAAAAUUCCAAAACCGCCCUGAGCAACUCUGCCUCCAUGGUAAUUGCGAAUAACGUUGCCAAGUAUUUUGGUGAGACAUCUGCUGCAGCGACCACAUCGUUAACAGGCGUUGCCAAUGGCCUUUCGUCCACCCGCAAGCCCAACAUGGAGAAUAUACAACUGGCCGAGUGCAUAGGAAAUGUGCGUGCACUGCUGAUUAGCAUAUUUUGUGAUGAUAUUUUCAAAGAUAUUUGCAACGAGAGGGGCUUCGCUAUGGUCUUGGAAAUACUAGAGGAAUGUCACAUAAGCUUCGUGGCUUGCUUUGAUGCUUUCUACCCGACAUCGUCACUGAAGUGGAACUGUCUCUGUGAUCUGCUCUCACAAAUGGAUAAACAGCAAGGCACCUUGCACUCUCGCUUACUCAGUGCGAUACUUGCGGGUCUUUGCUCACCGUCCGUAAAGCUGCGCACCACAUUCUCACUACUGAAUCCGGGCAAUGAGCGCCAAUCGAUUAUUAGCCCCAGCGACAAUUCUGGUCUGCCAAUGCUGUCGUCCACUGAGGCGCAUCAGUAUCCCAUACUCGUUGAACAAAUGAUCUAUCGCACGCAACAAGAGAAAGCCGAUUUUCUCAGCAAUUCAUGGACAUUCAAAGAUGUGCUCGUCCGACUGCUGGACAUUAUAUCGAAUCCGAUACGCGCGCGCAUCGAGAAUAUAUACAAUCGUAGUGUGCAAUUCAAUUAUGCAGGCGCAUAUGGGGGCAAGGACACCAACCAAGGCUUAAUUGAUAACUGCUGUCACCUUUUGGCGCGUGUACUGGCCGAAAUUGUGUACCAGACCGCCUUGAGCGAUUACGACAAGAUGUUCAUGCCGCCACGCAGCCUGCACUCGACCGGCUCACGUUUUGCGCGCUGUGAUCAGAGCCGCACCUGGAAUACAGGAAAUUUUGGACCCGAUGCUAUUGGCUUUACAGUCGACCGACCAGGCAUUGCCAUUGCAGGCGCUAUGGUUUUCUCCGGCUCGGGCUCCUAUGAUUACCAACUGGAGCUGCUGUACGACAACACAGUCGACUUGCAGUCACAACACAAGUGGGAAACGCUUGAAUCGGUUUCGGGAUCGUACGAUCAGGAUGUGGUGCAUAAUGACAUGACAGAAAUCAAAUUCGAGCGACCAGUGCAUAUUAAGGAGAACGCGCGCUAUGCGCUGCGCAUAUGUUCUCAAGGUGCGCGCACUUGUUCUGGUGAUGCCGGUAUGCCUUCAAUACGCGGUCCAUGCGGCACAACAUUUCACUUUUAUUCCUGCGAUUUGAGUUUCAACGGCACGACACCACAACGCGGCCAAAUUCCUUGCUUACUCUACUACAGCACACCACUUAAGAGCGAUACGUCGGUAGGGGGUAGUGGUGGUGGUGGUGGCAGCAGCGGUAGUGCACCAGCCGCCAAUGAGGUCACAACACGCGAUACGGCUUUACAAAUUGCGAGCGAUAUCACAAAGAAAUGCACCGAAUUGUUGAUAUUGGCGCGCAAUGCUUUGGCCGCCUCACUCUCACCGUCAGACAACUCCUCAAACCAUACACAAACCAUUGACUCGGAACAUAAUAUUACGCCGAUUGAGGAGCACAUGGACAUCAACUGGGCGAAUAAUUCGCGCACAUCCGUGUUACCCGUGGAUGCGAAUAUCUCGACGGCGCGUGACAUAACGAAGCGCAUUGAAUCUUUUUCGAAGGGCAUUAUUGAGACAUUGAAAUUUGAUAAACGCUCCACGAAUCCAUUCGAAAUGGAAAUCGAAAUCGGCGCUACCGAAAUACAUCCCAAAGAUUUGAUGAUAGAGGAGAGCACCGGCGUACAGGAUUUGAAUUUCCGCAAUGGCCAAAUAGCCAAAUUGAAUGGCAACGAGCGUGUGGACGAUGAGGAUGAAGUAGCCGAAGAGUUUGUUAAUGUGCAGCAUCACCACCAUCAUCAUCAGCAGAAUAAUCAGAUUGGCGGUGGUGGCAUUUUGCGUUCGGAGUCGGAAGAUGUGGCUGCGCCUCAGUUGACGGUCGUGCAGAUUAUGGAAGUCUUCAAUAUGGCAUCCUCGAAUAUGUUCCACACCUUGCUGCCGCUGGUUUAUGCGCAUGUUGCCAAUCUCGCUUGUAGCGAUCCAAAGAGCUCUGUGCAAAUACUCGGCAUGAUUAAGGAGAUUUUACCGCACAUCGCCGCACUCAAUCAACUCUAUGCUACAAAGGAUCAAAGCGCUAACGCUGGCGCGUUGACCAUAAGUCCCGCCGCUGCGGCGCAGAGCUUACGCAACGCCAUGGCCGUCGACAAUCGGGAAUUUCGUUCACGUAAAAAGAGUGAAAGCGAGGCGCAAAUGUUGGGCGACCGCAAUGGCAGCGAAGCCAUAACUACAAGCAAUCAUUAUUGUGUCGUGGAGAGCGAGCAUCCAUAUCGUAGCGCCACCAUUAGUUGUCAGCGUGUCGAAUUCCCCCCAUGCGUGCAGUGGUUAACCAUUGAAUUCGAUCCACAAUGUGGUACUGCGCAGUUGGAGGAUUAUCUGUUGCUCUCGAUACCAAUGCGUCCGACAGUUACGGAGCCUUGUCCCACGAAUGAGGACUACUUCGAUAUGCUGGAUAAUAACGUACGACGCGCGCAGGGUUGCACAGGCAAUGCGUUAAUUAGCAGUUGCUAUAAGAGCGCCGUUGGGAAGGAUGAACGUGAGAGUGGUGCGAGUGUGGAUCGUGAUUGGAUUGUAGUGAAGAAAUUCAACACUUCCUCGAAUUGGAUGCAAAAUGUUAUGAUUUUGCCUGGUAAUUGUGUCGAGUUUUCUUUGGAGACAUCUUCGCUGUACGCACAAGAUCCACAUAUUAAUCGUUAUGGCUUUAAAUGCCUCGUCGUCGGCUAUGAUAACCCUUCAACUCUGAGUGCAACAAAUUCGUGCUUGAUACGUCUCGAGCAGGAAUUGGCUUAUUUAGGUGGAAUGUGCAGUGCAAAUCUCAUGAAGAAGGAUCUCAAUUUGACAGAUGAUAAAGAUAUGGAUGAUCUUGGCGGCGUUGAAGACACAAUUAAUGCCCAUCAUGCGCUCCUCUCAAAGGGAUUCGCGCUUUCUGAACCUGUAUUAACGGUACAACAAGCACUAGAGUCCUAUCUGCCAAUUGGUUCCCAAUCAAAUGAACGUCAAUUUCUCAAAGAUUUCAUUAGCGGCGCACCGGGUUCGUCUGGCGCUCGUUUGGCUGCUUGGCUGCAACCGGAAUCACGUCUCGAUCCAAAUAAAUGUGAAUUAAAUACAAUAACCGAACCGCUACGUUAUGGCUGGCCAACCCAAAUCACUGUGACCAUUCGCGAUCAAUAUGGCGAUGCUGUGCUGGUGCCGGAAUUGAAGGUGGAAAUCAAAGCCAUUCCUACCGGCGCUUCUGGCAAUGGCAACAUCAAAAUGCGACGCGGCUCUUAUACGGACAACACCUCAUACGGCGGUGUGCCACCGCCACCUCGUCUGAAUUAUGAGCCAACAAUUAAAGAGAAAAUGUGUUUCAAAGCCAUAACAUUCAUGAAACCCUACGGCAAUUACUCUUUUGAAGAGUUGCGCUUCAGCAGUCCCAUACAGACACGCAUCACCGAGACGCUCUACGCGCAAGACUUGGAAGAUGGCACAUUCAGCGUACACUGGACGCCAAAUUCAGUCGGAAGUUAUUGCCUCACAGUCAAUAUUGAUGGCAUACUUUUGGAAGAAGUUUAUCGUGUGGAGGUGAAAGAAGGCGGUUUACCACCACCCUCACACAAACAAGCAUUGAAGAAACCACAACCGCCUAACAAGUUGCGUAAAUUUUUCACCAAAAACACAGCGGGUUUACGCAUACGCUCACAUCCCACACUGCAGUCCGAGCAGGUGGGCAUUAUCAAGUUGAAUGGCGUUAUUUCAUUCAUUGAUGAAAUUGAGAAUGAUGACGGUGUAUGGUUGCGGCUCUCGACCGAGUCGAUACGGCAACAUUGUACAAUGGGUUGGUAUCCGACUGAAGCGUGGUGUUUGCAGUAUAAUCAGCAUUUCGGGCGGACUCUACUACAUCCAAUAGAUGAGGUUGGUAGUACGUCGAGUGGAGCGGCAACUACGACUACAAUUACAACCACCACUACCGGCACCAGUACCACCGAUGCGUCAGCUGGUGUUGGCACUGCCAUGCUAGUUGGUAGUGGUGGUGGUAGUGGUAAGUCAGCUUCUAAGCCACGACAUAAAAUUUUGCUGGAUAAUGUUGAAUCACCCGUUUCACCCGUACCAAUUGAAUCGCCAUCCAAAACGAAAUCCGCGUCACCAAACAAGAAGAUCUUUGACUUCUCGCAAGAUCGUUUCACGCCGCCAAAGUCGUCUGAACUUUCACAUACCUCCACAAAUCCAUUUCUAUUCCCUAGCGUGACAAAGUCAGAAUCGGAAGAUAGCGAAAUACAAAAGGUUUUCGAUAUGCAAUCUUCAACGCAGACUAACAGCACCUCAUCGUCGCAGCAACAACAGCAAGCCGAUCUACUGUCUUUGCAUUCAUUACAAAAUACCAGUCCAUCACAAAUCGGUUCGGCUAUUGCUGGCGUGGUCGGUGGUGGCGCUAUAAAACUACAAGCUCUACAGAAAUGGUUUAAGGGUGACACUUUGGAUGGUCCAGGCUCUGCCGCUGCUGGUGGACCACCCUCGCCGGCCAAGGAGCAUCAACGUAAGCGCUCAGACGUAACCGAAGUAAUGUCUACGGUUUCUGUGCGUGAGUUAGUUCGCGUAAUGGGUGGACAACAAGAUAUGCGCUGCAAUGGCAACAGUGCACACGUGCAAGGCAGUGUACCACGAAGCUCCAGUCCUGUACAAAUACCAGCAACGGCCAAAAGCUCUACUGAGUCAACGAGCGUUAGCAUAAAAUCUACUGAAGCUUCGGAAACUUCUGGGCUCUUUAGCUCGCUUACACAAGAUUCAAGCUCAAAGGAGUUAGAACAUGCACCAUUAUCUGCUGCGGCCACAUUUGAUAUAUCAACAAUACGUAUGACGAGCUUCACACCAUCACAGACCGCCGCUUUACUUUCCACACCAAAACAUUCGCCACGCAAAUUGAUAUCUAGUCUCCGACGUACCACAUCACCUUCUAGUCGUGGUGUUGAUGCCGCUGUGGCGCUUAAGGAGCCCGAUUUGACACAACUCGAAGAUGAUAUGAGCAUGUUACAGAUUACAACAACCACCACUGGGGGUGGCGUAACUACACAGGAUCAAAUUUUAUUUGGCGAAAUGAAGACAGCGAGCACUACUGCCAGCACAGACGACUCGAGCCCACCAGUCUGGCCGCCACCACUUAAUCAGGCUGGGGCUUCCACGACGUUGCCAAAAUCAUCGCCCAGUAAACGUAGUAUUAUUGGGCCCAUCAAACGCGCAAUGCCGCCAUCGCUAGCCGAAAGUAUACGUGCUGUGUUCGCGGCUUUCCUCUGGCAUGAGGGACUCGUGCACGAUGCUAUGGCAUGCGCUAGUUUUCUCAAAUUCCAUCCAACACUUCCCAAAGAAGGCGCCACAGUUGUGACACGUCGUGACUCUAAAGACAGUCGUCUCCAGCUGUCAAGAGAGCAAAAAGCGCAACAGCGGCACUCUGUUGAGGUGGCAAAUGCUGGCACCUAUCUGAAUAUCAGACCCUCCACGCUGGAGACGCUUACGAAGAGCGGCAAUUCUUCGCUGAAUAAUCGUAAGCAUCGCAAAAAUUUGACAGCUAGUUCAGGUGCGGGUGGCGGUGAAGAUUCGGAGGGUGGUGAAAAGCAAAAGUUACACACGUUGCCCGAAGUGGUGACUGUGUUGCCGCCAGCGCUGCGUUGUCUUGUCUAUCUGUGGGAGCAGGUGUGCACCAAUUGUGUGCAACUGAUGCAAUCAAAUAUAAUGGAUCGCGAGAAAAACGGUGGCGUUGCGGGUGUCGGUGUCGGUGCCAGCGCUGCGGUUGGUGGAAAUGGUACGCCCACACGUGAGCCAAACGCGGAUGUGAAAGAAAAGCAAGAGUCUAACGAGCGUGAUGUGGCGAAGAAAAUGCGACGGAGGAAGAAGGACGAUGGCACAUAUUGUGAGAUUUGCGAGGUAUUUCUACCAAUACCCGUAACAUAUCACAUGCGCAUCGUACAUCCCGGUUGUGGCAAAUCGGCCAAGGGCAAAGGUUACAAUUCGGUUGGCAUUUUCUGUGAGGGUUGGGCCGGGAAUUGCGGUGAAGGUGGCAAGGGUGCGUCCAGUUGGUUCUUGAUGUGCGACGAAUGCCGUGAGAAAUACAUGACUGCAAGUAAGAAUGUCAACAACGUGAAUAAUGCACCGGGUGUGGUACUUACCUCAAACGAACUAAAUUUAUUCGGCGUAAAGACAACAUCACUGAUCGCCAACUCCGAGAUUUAUACAACAAUGCGUGAAAACGCCACAUUCUUGCUUGAGCUAUCCUCAAGCGCUUCUACUUUAAACGCUCCGUGCAGUAGCAAUACCGCUGCUGGCUCAAAUCCACUCAAUAUGAUUUCGUCAAGCAAACGAUCACCUCAACAAAUGCCCGUCGUAGUCGAGCAUCAGCACUUUAACAUGUCCGAUUUGAACAAGCCGAGCACAAGUCGUGGCGAUUCGGCGCGUAAUAGUCGUAUUGGCUUGCUAAUGAGCGGAAAAUUUGGCAGUUCAACACCGUACCGCAAAAGCUUUGCGGGUAGCUCUGUCUCUCCGGAGCAUAUUUGGCUGGCGCCAGAAACAUUUGCAUGCUUAGAAUCACUCGGUGUGGUGAAUAACGAAGAUUUGCCGUACGAGAUGUUCGGCUUGAAUGCCACGGAAAAUGGAUUUGAUCGGCCACUUUCGGAAAUGUCUUACGAAUCGUGCGAUCCAAAUAAUUACGAAAUAAUGACGGCAUCAAUGAGCGCACAGCAAGGCGGCGGUGGUGGCUCAAAUACCGGAACGCUCUCGAAAUUCCACCGCAGUUUCUCGAUGGGUCAAGGUUGGGCCUUGGCUCAACAGCAGGGCACAUUCCAAUUGAAAAAUGUCGCUGCGAAUGCGGACGAAGCACAACAGACCAAAGUCGUUUUCAGACGACGCAAUAACUCCACCAGCGAAAGCGAUGGUGCUUUACUCAUUUGCUAUCCUUCGGAGAAUUUGCGUCGCCUGGUGCCGGAGAGCAUAUUGAACAGCAGUAUUGUACACCCAGCUGUGCAGCGAUUGGCUAACACCGAUGGCGGCAUGAGUGGUGCAAAAACGCACUCGCAUUCCGUCGACCAACCGGAGCGUAAUGACAAUGAGGAGAAAUUGAAGACAGCGGAAAUAGGCGGUGUUAAAACGAAGGAAUGUGAGUACUCGAGUGGCAGUGCCUUGCUGAGGGCGAACGCUAUGCGUGACAAAGAUACAUCAAACACGCUCCUCGAAAUGGAGCUAGCCUCACAGGUGAAUGCGCUGCUGCAACGUCCUGCUAUGGCAUUCAUUACACAAAAACAUGAUCUGGAGAAGCUGCGCUACGCUAUGAAGCGCAGUCUACGCAUAGCCGCCUGUCGCAUAUACUCGUUACAAGCGAUUAAUUGGUUAUUGCGCUCGGUGACGCAAAGCAUCUGCCUACACGAUCUCAUGUGGUGGUUCGUCAGUUCGCUAACUAUUUCCGCUGUCGAUAUGAUUGAUGGCAAGUAUGAGGAUGUGGAGCCCGCUUUAGAACACCCUGUGACUUACACGCAGAUCAGCGGUCGUUUCUCACAUUUAAUCACACAAAGCUUGCAUGUAUUUCUGCAGUCUGUUGCCGAUCUUACGCUCUACUUGCCGCUCGGUUCACCCUUGCAACGCAUCGCCAUACAAUGCUUUGGCAUACGAUUUCGCCAAACCGAUCAUCAAUUCCUACACAAUUCUCAUGUGUUCGGCAAUAUUUCUAAGAUACUUUCCAAAUCCGAUGAGCAAGAUGAUGUUAUGGCUGUGUCGAGCAUGGGCAUGGCGGGUGCGACAGCCGUUGAGGGUGGUUUCGGUGUUGGCAAUUCUGCGGGCAUGCAUGAUGUGGAGCAUAAUUUCCAGAGUGUUGGAGGUGCGGUGGUAGUUGUUGCGGGUGGUGCACCUGCGGGUGCUAAAAUUGUUUGCUAUUCCGACUUGAAUGGCAUGUUUGAGGUUACAGUGUCAUCACGUCAGGCCAUGGCCGAAUCGCUGACGGACAACUCGACUGAGACUUUUUGGGAAAGUGACGAGGAGGAUCGCAAUAAAUGCAAGAUCAUUGAGAUCUCGAUGACUAAGCUAACAUACACGUGUAAGGUGGUUUUGGUGCACAUCGACAACAGUCGGGACAUACAGAACAAAGUGCUGAAUGUGGUCUUUUAUGCCGGACAAUCGUUGGGCGAUACGAAUCUUAUCAAAUCCGUUGAUGUUGAUUCAAAAGCUUGCGCCUGGAUAUCCGCCAAAAUUACCAAUGAGUCUUACACUCACUUCCGCUUGGAGUUUCACGGUCCGGAGAAUACAUUACGUGUGCGACAAAUCAAAUUGCUCGGUCUACCGAGCAUCAUGAGCGGAUUCGACGAGCAUUUCCAUGAGCACUUUGGUGGAGCGCAUUCUGCGGCUGCGAGCGGUAAUGCUGGUAGCACGCUCAAAUCAAAUUUGAAGCUGACAAAUGCCCUACGCAUACAACAGCAGAUCUGUGAGUCUGAAACAUUGCGUGUCUUCCGACUAAUAACAGGUCAAGUAUUUGGUAAAUUGAUCAGCAACGUCGCAAGCGAUGCCGGCCAUCAAUCCAUACUCGGCAUGGAUUCCAGUGGCGCUUCUAUGCUCGCCGAUUCCCUGGAUCUACGCGAACAUAUGGUUGGUAUACUUUUCUCGCGUAGCAAGCUCUCACACCUGCAGAAGCAAGUGAUUGUGCAUAUUGUGCAUGCGAUCAAAAAGGAAGCGCAUCGUGCCAAAGAAGAUUGGGAGAUUGUGAACUUGGCGAAUUGUUUCAAAGACGCACAUGCUAACACCACGUCCGCCACCUCGACAGGUGAUCCAAAAAGUGAGUCCAGCUCGGAGCGCUAUCGUGCGCCCGACACUUAUUGCUUCGAAAUGCUUAGCAUGGUGUUGGCGCUCUCGGGCAGUGUCGUCGGUCGCUCAUAUCUCUCACAUCAGUACGGACUGCUGAAGGAUCUUCUAACGCUGCUCCAUACAGGCAGUGAUCGCGUUCAACGGCAGGUGACAGCGCUGCUACGACGCAUACUACCUGAAAUUUCGCCAGAGAGCUUCGCGGAGCUGAUGGGUGUGCAGCGCUUACCGCCAGCCGAUUAUAAUAUUGCACAUCAAAGCGCGGCCGACUUCGAUAUGAAUCGCUUGGGUUUGUUGGACAUAUUUUUGGCUGUCAUCGCUAAGGCGCUACAGUUACAAGUCAAAGUCAAGUCAACCUCAAGCAAACCGAGUCUGGAGAAGACACCCUCCUUCGUGCGUCUCUGCAGUUCGCUGGAUUUGUCUGUGCACUUGUUGAAGCAAACGCAGAAAGCAAAAGCGGACGCCGAGUGUGAGAAAAGCGCCAGCGAUGGUGAUGCCAUUGAAUUUUCGGCAAAAACGCAUCCAUUCCGUUUCGAUCAACAGGUGGAGAGUGGCGAAUAUGAGCUGGGCCGUUCGACACUGAAAGCGAGUAAGAAGGAGCAUAAGAAAAAUCUCAAUCAGCGUUGGUUUUUAAAUGGCGUCAUAUCUACCAAGCAGGCAGAAAGUAUUAUUAGCCUCGUGCGCGAUUUAGCCAGCGGUAAAUUAAGCGAGAAAUGGUCUCAGAUCACCAAAGCCGCCAUUGCGGAGUCUGUAUUGAAUUUAACGCGUUUGGAUGAGAUCUUCCGCAACCCGGAACAUUGCGUCAAAACCGCCACCAUGUGGUUGGCGCUCGCCAGCCUCUGUGUGCUCGAUCGCGAUCAUGUGGAGAAAUUGUCGUCCGGCCAGUGGUCUAAGGUAUCCGAUACACGUCCCAUGUGCACCAAUCACGAUGAUGGCGAGACUGCUGCCAUAAUCCAGUGCGAGACUUGUGGUUCGCUGUGUGGCGAUUGUGAUCGAUUUUUGCAUUUAAAUCGCAAAACUCGGAUGCAUAAGCGGACGGUUUGCAAGGAGGAAGAAGAAGCCAUACGCGUCGAACUGCAUGAGUCGUGCGGACGCACUAAACUCUUCUGGCUACUCGCCUUAGCCGACUCAAAGACGCUGAAGGCAAUGGUGGAAUUCCGCGAUGGCAGUCACACAAUCAUAUCCGGACCACAAGAGGCGGUUGGUCGUUGCCGUUUCUGUGGCAUUACCGGCAAUUCGGGACUGCUGGAGAUCGGCAAUGUGUGUGCCGAUGCGCAAUGUCAAGAGCAUGCGGCCAAUUCGUGUAUGAAGGUGAAGUCGUGCGAUCAUCCGUGCGGCGGUGUGACCAAUGAGAAGAAAUGCUUGCCCUGCUUGCAGCAUGUGUGUCACGCGCGCGAAAAUAAGAUCGCCGAAGAGCAGCAUGAGCCGAAAUUGACGCAGGAUGCAGACGACAUGUGCAUGAUAUGCUUUGUGGAGGCGCUGUCGUGUGCACCAUCCAUACAGCUCGAGUGCGGUCAUGUUUUCCACUAUCAUUGCUGCAAAGCUGUCAUUGAGAAACGUUGGAGCGGUCCUCGCAUCACCUUUGGCUUCUCUUUGUGUCCCAUUUGCAAAGCAGACAUACAACACGCACUGCUCGUCGAGAUUCUGGAACCGAUUAACGCGCUCAAGCAGGACGUCAAGCGCAAAGCGUUGAUGCGUUUGAAAUACGAGGGCGUCGUCAAGGAUACCGACUCCAAGGAUGUCACCAACUUGGCCAUGGAUCGCUAUGCCUACUAUGUGUGCUACAAGUGCCAGAAGGCCUAUUAUGGCGGCGAAGCACGGUGUGACGCCGAAAUCGGCGAGAAAUUCGAUCCGCAAGAGUUGGUCUGCGGCGGCUGUUCGGACGUGGCGCGUGCGCAAAUGUGCCCCAAGCAUGGCACUGACUUUCUCGAAUAUAAAUGUCGUUACUGCUGCUCGGUGGCGGUGUUUUUCUGCUUCGGCACCACACACUUCUGCGACACCUGCCACGAUGAUUUCCAGCGACUCACGAACAUACCGAAGAAUAAACUGCCACAAUGUCCGGCCGGCCCGAAGGCCAAGCAACUGUUGGGCGACGAGUGUCCCUUGCACGUCAUACAUCCACCAACGGGUGAGGAGUUCGCGCUGGGGUGCGGUGUGUGUCGUAACGCGCAAACGUUUUAGCAUGAUGCGGCGUUGCAGCGUCGCCAAAUGGAGGCGGGCUUAAUGCCGCUCGAGGAGUGGAUCGAGGUGGAAAUGUUGGAUUUGGACAAUGAACGCAGCUUUGAGGUGGUGCUGCGCGACGCCGACGAACACGAGGGCAAUCGGAACGAAUAGAAGCUAAAGAAAUAUGUGUAGCUGUAGGCGUUUUUUUGCUAGUUCUCACACGAAAAGUAUUUUUAUUUGAUCUCAUAAUUCGAUUUUUAUUACAAAUUUACAAAUUUAUAGCAAUGCAUGUGUACUCUUAAACUCACACAUCCACACAUACAUACAUACUUAUAUGAUUGUGAUCGUAGAGAAUCGCGUAUAUGUAGAUUCCCGUUGCGCCUAGAAUACUCAACAUUUUCAAGGCAUGUGCAACAUUUGCAAUAUUUAAUGUGCUAAAAUUAACACUAAGUUACACUUAUAUAAACACUAAAACAUAACUAUUUAAUAUAUGUCAACAUGUAGUCGUAUUUAUAGACACGAACGUGUAGCGAAUCGUCAAUGGCGCAUGUGCUAAUAUUGUGUAGACGAAAUUUCAAAAUAAAAAUUUGCAUUAAUAUUU
This is a messenger RNA of Bactrocera latifrons, 16924 nucleotides long. It is a transcript of the gene hiw, whose product is annotated as E3 ubiquitin-protein ligase highwire. NCBI's taxonomy places the organism in Eukaryota, Metazoa, Arthropoda, Insecta, Diptera, Tephritidae. The transcript has 32 exons. The record is from RefSeq and is a predicted model, not a curated record. Gene Ontology annotation, cellular component: nucleus. Bases 277 to 16341 code for a protein of 5354 amino acids.